UCAGAGUUGAAUAUUCAUUGCCAGAUUUGGAUUGCACAAGAAAUAUUCUGUAAAAUAAGGAAAAUUUAAUAGUGUUUGAAAAACGCGAUAGGAAAAUAAAAAGCACGACUUUGUCAUUAUAAGAUAAAGUACAAAACAGAACAAAUGUCAAGGAAAACGAUUUCGCUGUUUACGCUUGCAAAUCGUUAUGCAGCUGCUGUGAAGAGCCAAAACGUGUUGGCGACAAGGCCAGCGCUGCGUUUCUACAGUACGGAAAACUCUGCACAAAARCCACAACAGUCAGAUAACGAUGGCUCAAAUCCGUUGGAAGGCGCAGUUGCUGAAGCCACAAAGAAGCUGACAGAAGAAAUUGAAAUACUAUCCAAAGAAGUGAAUGACUUGAAAGAAAAGAAUGAUGAAUUAUUAGAUAARUACAAACGUUCACUAGCAGACAGUGAAAAUCUGCGUACACGUCUCACCAAACAGAUAGCUGAUGCUAAAGUUUUUGGCAUACAGAGCUUUUGUAAAGACCUGCUUGAGGUAGCUGAUAUAUUGGGACAUGCCACAGACGCGGUGCCGAAAGAUGAACUCAACGAUAAUAAUCCACAUUUGAAGAACCUAUACGAAGGUUUGACCAUGACUAAAGCUUCACUGUUGCAGGUGUUCAAACGUCAUGGCUURGAACCAAUCAAUCCACUUAACGAGAAAUUCAACCCAAAUAUGCACGAAGCAUUAUUCGAAAAGGAUGAUGCCACUGUCGAGCCCAGCACUGUUGUUGUUGUCACCAAAUUAGGCUACAAAUUGCAUGAACGUUGUAUACGACCUGCGUUGGUUGGUGUCUCAAAGUCAUGAGGGGAUUCUAACUUUGACRAAUAACUAAUGAAAAAGCUGCUUGRAAGUUCUCUGCAGUUYSUGAAACAACCGAAAACUAGUAUGCUCUUAUAAAUAUGUUGUUUUUUGUUUAAUUUUACUGUGGUUCGAGACCAAAUUUCAUAACAACUACUUCAUCUGUGAAGAAAAUUUCUUCUCUAGACUAAAUCGGCGAUUUCCAUUACAUAUAAUUGUUGUAUAUAAGCUUUGAAUACAUAACAGAGAGUUACGUCUGCAAUGUUAUGGCUUCCUUGUUUAUAUAUUUCAACUAUUGUUAAACUAUCCUUSAACUGCUAUAUUUUCUUUCCAAUAACCAAUGAAAUUCCGAAAAAAUUUCUAAUUGAAAAAGUAAUGAAAUUUAACUUAUGUCUCUAUUGACUUUUUCAACACUCUAAAAUGGUUCACUUGAAGCCGCAAAAUUUACAAAUAAAAAUGUAAUUUAGCUAUAAAAAUAAAAUUAUUAAGUWAGGCAAUGGAAUGUAUAAGUGUAUACGCAGACGCUUGCAUUUCACAAUGAUUAGUGUGCGUUUGUAUGAGUGCUUUGAAAGUUUAACUUGUUUUUCUUAAAGACUAAAUGMAAAGCGUUACACGAAUAACAUAUUCGCGAUGGUAUAGAAAUCUAUCUUAAUUAUAUAAUAAAAUGAAAAACAAAUGUUUGUAAAAUAUAUAA
This is a messenger RNA of Bactrocera latifrons, 1519 nucleotides long. RefSeq names its product grpE protein homolog, mitochondrial (gene Roe1). The record is from RefSeq and is a predicted model, not a curated record. Gene Ontology annotation, biological process: protein folding; protein import into mitochondrial matrix. NCBI's taxonomy places the organism in Eukaryota, Metazoa, Arthropoda, Insecta, Diptera, Tephritidae. Bases 145 to 831 code for a protein of 228 amino acids. The transcript has 4 exons. Gene Ontology annotation, molecular function: adenyl-nucleotide exchange factor activity; protein homodimerization activity; protein-folding chaperone binding. Gene Ontology annotation, cellular component: PAM complex, Tim23 associated import motor.